This is a messenger RNA of Adineta steineri, 1552 nucleotides long. Lineage: Eukaryota; Metazoa; Rotifera; Eurotatoria; Adinetida; Adinetidae. The record is from the annotation of a GenBank genome assembly.
AAUAUUUAUUUUAUCGUUAUUUUCUGUUUGUAAUUCUGUUCUUAUUGGUAAAAUCCAGAGUUAUAUAAUAGUUGGUGAUAUGUAUAAUAAUUUAUUUAAUGUAACAGAAGAUCAAUGCAUAUGUGAAAUGAUAAAAGUAAAUGAUUCAAUAUCUGCUUUGAAUUAUUUUUCAACAAAUCAAACUUGUCAAUUAUAUCGUUCAAAUAUUAGUACAAUUUAUAUUGGAUUUUAUUUAAAUUCUACUUUUAUAUUUCUUAAUCAAUCAUCAAUAUCAAUAUUAAAUAUUCAAGAAUAUCAACCGAGUACGUCAUCAUCAGCACCAGCAACAGUACCAUCAACUUCACCAUCAUCAUCAUCAGCAACGUCUUCUUCAUCAUCAUCAACUUCAACAGCGACAACAGCAAACCCAACAUCAACAUCGUCAACAACAACAACAUCAUCGUCCACCUCAACAUCGUCGACCCCAACGACGUCAUCAACAUCAAAAACAACAUCGUCAUCGUCAACAGCAACAACAACUGCCUGCAACUAUUUUCUUAAUCAAAUUACUUACCCAGUUGGCUCAAGACCAUACUCAAUAGCAGUCGUCGAUGUGAAUAGCGACAAUGAACCUGAUAUUAUUGUUGUAAAUCAGAGUCCUGACAGCGUCAGUGUUCUUCUCAACGCAGGCAAUGGCACAUUUAAUGUUCAAGCUACUUAUGCAGUUAGUUCUAGCCCAGUAUCAGUGUCAGCUGUCGAUGUGAAUAGCGACAAUAAACUCGAUAUUAUUGUUACAAACUCUGGUUCAGGCACCGUCGGUGUUCUUCUCAAUGCAGGCAGUGGUACCUUUAAUGCUCAAACUACUUAUACAGUUGGUUCUGGUCCACGAUCAGUGGCAGUCGUCGAUGUAAAUAGCGACAAUAAACCUGAUAUUAUUGUUGCAAACUAUGGUGUGAACACUGUUAGUGUUCUUCUCAACGCAGGCAAUGGCAUCUUUAACAAUCAAACUACUUAUAUAGUUGGCACUAAUCCACACUCAGUGGUAGUCGUCGACGUAAAUAGCGACAAUAAACCUGAUAUUGUUGUUACAAACUCUGUUUCGAACAACGUCGGUGUUCUUCUCAACGCAGGCAAUGGCACAUUUAAUGCUCAAACUACGUAUACAGUUGAUUCUAAUCCACGGUCAUUAGCAGUUGUCGAUGUGAAUAGUGACAAUAAACCCGAUAUUAUUGUUGCAAACUAUUAUGGGAACACUACUAGUGUUCUUCUCAAUGCAGGCAGUGGCACUUUUAACACUCAAACUACUUAUACAGUUGCCUCUAAUCCACUCUCAGUAGCUGUCGUCGAUACGAAUAGCGACAAUAAUCCUGAUAUUGUUGUUGCAAAUUAUGGUUCGAAUAACGUCGGUGUACUUCUUAACGCAGGCAAUGGCACCUUUAAUGCUCAAACUAUUUACUCAGUUGGUAUUAAUCCAUACUCAGUAGCAGUCAUCGAUGUGAAUCAGGACAGUAAACCUGAUUUUAUUGUUACAAACCAAGGUUCGAACAACGUCGGUGUUCUCUUACAUUGUUAA